AUGCCCCUAGCACCAGCACCUGCCAGCACCUGCCAGCAUCUGCACUGCCAGACUGCUCGCGCUACAGCCGACUGCACUGCACCGCUCUGCACACACAGGCCGUUUGCUGGGUCAAAAGUUCAACUGCUGUAUUCAAACAUCUUCAGCUUCGCUAGCGUCCACUGGGGCCGUGGCUUCGGUGGCGUGCCUGAUGGUGCGCCUGAUGGUGCAUGUGGUGAAGUCGACCGGUCAAGGUCCCUUUGA
Molecule: messenger RNA, 243 nt
Organism: Fusarium venenatum
Lineage: Eukaryota; Fungi; Ascomycota; Sordariomycetes; Hypocreales; Nectriaceae
Source: RefSeq, a predicted model, not a curated record